Somion occarium is the source of this 222-nucleotide messenger RNA. NCBI's taxonomy places the organism in Eukaryota, Fungi, Basidiomycota, Agaricomycetes, Polyporales, Cerrenaceae. The record is from the annotation of a GenBank genome assembly.
AUGUGCUGCAUUGCGUUCACCUUCACACAUCCCGACGCUGCGCAUAUGUAUAGCCAACCGUUCGAUCGUAAUACCACGGGCUUGAUCGACACUCAUGCACAGCAGCGGCCUGACUCCGAGUCCGACAUGUCUCGAGCCACAAUUGACAUGAGCAACAGCGCGCCCCAAUGCUGCCAUUGUGGCUAUCGAGGUGCUCAUGCACCCAAUUGCCCAUUCCGAUGA